Trypanosoma conorhini is the source of this 1914-nucleotide messenger RNA. RefSeq names its product putative leucine-rich repeat protein (LRRP). The record is from RefSeq and is a predicted model, not a curated record. Gene Ontology annotation, cellular component: cytoplasm. The transcript has a single exon. Bases 1 to 1914 code for a protein of 637 amino acids. Lineage: Eukaryota; Euglenozoa; Kinetoplastea; Trypanosomatida; Trypanosomatidae. Gene Ontology annotation, molecular function: protein binding.
AUGUACUCCGUUGUCCAGCCGGCGGCCUCCGCGGCGGAGAUGCACGUGUCUGGGCGGAGCAAAAACAUCAAGGAAAUUGACCUCGCCGCGGUCUUCUUGACCCGAGAGGACAGGGAGAUGCUCGCCCUCGUCACCUCCUUCGACCUCUCCCACAACCAAAUUGAGCAGCUGCAGCAGCUCGAUGCACUGACGGCCCUGACGCGGCUCAACGCGAGCCAUAAUAAGCUUGCCGGGAUCGGCUGUCUCCCUCUCACAAUCACGGAACUGGAUGUGUCGCACAACAAUCUGCGGUCGCUUGAGGGCAUCGGCUGCCUGCCCCACUUGCGUGACCUGAACGUGAGUUACAAUCGUCUUCAGAAUCUGAUGCGACUCUCACGCUCGCAGCCACUGCAGGUUCUCCGUGCGGAAGGGAACCGUAUUGUGACGACAGUUGGACUUGAGAGCAUGGCGCAACUGCGUCUCCUGAGUCUUGACCACAACUUAAUAGACAACGCGAACGAGCUUCACUUUUUGGCGUCCACGCCAUCGUUGGAGAUGCUUUCCCUGCGAGAGAACCCGGUGGCAAACAUGAACGGGUAUAGAGCCCUUGUGGCGCGCCUGCAGACCGCUGUGCUCUCCUUGGACGGGGUGCCGCUCCUGCGCGCCGAGGCGUCGCAGCCGCCUGCCUCGAAUGCAAUGCGGCAAUCGACAACAACACGGCCACCACUAGAGCUGUCAGCGGCGUGCUUCCCCCCCGCGAGCAAGGCGGCGCCACUGCCUGCGCUCCCUGCAACCCCAACAGAAGGCUGCUUAACCACUGAGCCUGAUCGCCCGCAACGCGGCGUUGCCGGCAGCGUGGGGGGCCCCAUGCCCUCGAAGAAAGUUGCUCCCAGAUGCCCUUCGACAAGAACGGGUGUAGCGCCAGAAAAUGCCGCUGCAGACAUUCCGGCUUUGUCCGAAGACGGCCACAGCAACAGCGACAAUCUUCCACCACAGCACGAGUCUCUGAGACAGCAAGAGCAGAAAAAGCAGGGUAAAAUGAAUCCGCAGCUGUCACGGGAGACGGCGUUUGUGAAGUCGAGAGUUGAAAGGAGUGGAAAAGGGUUGAAGGCGAGGCCGACAUCGGUUAUGGAAGCGAAAGCAAAUGCUGCUGCAGUAGUACCAGUACCAGCACCAGCACCAGCACAUUCUCUGGAGCGUAAGCUGCACGAAACGGAGGUGCUACUAGAAGAGCUGCGGAAGGAAAAUGAGUAUCUUCGCACGCGCCAUAAGACGGUUGGAGAUCAAUUGAAGGAGGCCAGACGCGUGAUCACGUCCCAGCUUGACGAGAUGAACAGGCUGCGGUUGCUGUUGAGUUCAGCUGAAGAUAACGAAAAAAAGUUGAAAGAGCGUCUUGAUAAAAUUAAACGCGGCGCUCGUGUGGUUGACAGGCACUCGCACAAUACCGUGGAUGCGAUGGCGGUGGAAAACGAGCGCCUGAAGGCCGUGUAUGAGGCCCAAAUAGCCGACUUGCGUCAACAGCUGCGGCGCGCGCAGCGACAAAUAGCCUCCACUGUGACUGCAACUGUCUCGCAAGCAUCAGCGACGAACCGGACUCCGCCUCCACCACUGGCGUUGCGCCCCGUGCAGAAAGAGACGCAGUUAGAUGACACGGAAGUAGAGAUACAAGCGGUCAUCGUGGAUGGUGAAGCCGUUGCCGCCACCGGUGUGGAUACUCGCGGCAUGCCUCAUAGCGCUGCCCACGCCGAGGUGAAGGAGGAUACGCCGAAUCGCCACGUUGGACCACUCGCCACGGACAUUGGAAAACUUGCGGUUGAACUAAAGAACUGGUUGUAUGCUGAGAUGGCGGAGGAUGCUCGACGAGUGGAAGAGGAUCAUGUUCUCAACCAGCUGCGUCAGUCCCUUGAUGAGGCGAGCGUUAUGACAACCGAGUAG